AUGAGCUCCCAUCGAUAUCAGCGCGUUGAUGACCGCGUUGAUGACGAUGACGACCGUUCCGUAAAUCCUGUUACAUCCGCCCCAUAUCCUAUCCCAGCUUCACCACCUCCGUCUUUCCACUCCAGAACCUCGUCGUCUUCCUCUAGGCCUCUCUUCUCUCAAGAUCCUUUACACAACGAUGCCGACCAAACCCUAGUAGAUACAUUUGGCGAUGAUGGACCAGACUCUGAUGGGGAAGGUGAGGUCGAUGAUAGACAACGGCUUAUGAGGGGCAGCCCAGGCCAGGGCAACGUAGGAACCCAAAACUCAAGCGACACCCAUGGCUCUUCUACGCGCACGACUGCUUCUAUACCUAAUUACGGUAACUCAACCUUCUCAGGCGUUCCCCGUGUGAUACGAUCCGCCGCAAAUGAUGGCGUGUUCGCAAACUUGGACGCGAAACCGGAACGGGGCGAGAAGGAAGAAGACCUACCACCAAGCUAUGAACAAGCCGCUGCGGACGCCACCCCUCCAUACUGGGAGACAACUAUCAUCGCACCUGGGAUGUCGUCAGAUGAGGUAUAUGUUGACGGCCUCCCUGUCGGUUCCGUAUUUUCGUUUGCCUGGAAUGGCAUGAUCUCCACCUCUUUCCAACUAGUUGGCUUUCUCCUCACAUAUCUUCUUCACACUACCCAUGCUGCCAAAAAUGGUAGUCGAGCUGGUCUUGGCCUCACAUUAGUGCAAUACGGAUUUUAUAUGAAGCCUGGUGGCAGUAAUUCGGAUCCCGCUUCGUCAUCCGGUGAUUCGCAAUUUGUCCCGCCAAAUCCAAAUAGUCACGACUUUGCCCCUGGGUCAAUCCCUGACAGUGGCACUUUUAAUCCGGGCGAUUCUCCGAGCGGAGGCAUCAGCACAAGCGAGUGGAUUUCCUAUAUUCUCAUGAUUGUUGGAUGGUUGAUUUUGAUCCGGUCGAUCAGCAAUUAUCUCCAGGCACGACGGCACGAGCAAUUAGUGCUACAAAGCCCCGACAGAGGCCUUCCGGUUCCAAUAAUCGCGGUUGGAGAGCGACCUGAGAACACGGUAUAG
This is a messenger RNA of Ophidiomyces ophidiicola, 1062 nucleotides long. RefSeq lists its product as uncharacterized. The coding region runs from base 1 to 1062 and encodes 353 amino acids. Gene Ontology annotation, biological process: metal ion transport; positive regulation of protein ubiquitination; vacuolar transport. The record is from RefSeq and is a predicted model, not a curated record. The transcript has 3 exons. NCBI's taxonomy places the organism in Eukaryota, Fungi, Ascomycota, Eurotiomycetes, Onygenales, Onygenaceae. Gene Ontology annotation, cellular component: endoplasmic reticulum; Golgi apparatus; perinuclear region of cytoplasm.